Molecule: messenger RNA, 2922 nt
Organism: Cyanidioschyzon merolae strain 10D
Lineage: Eukaryota; Rhodophyta; Bangiophyceae; Cyanidiales; Cyanidiaceae
Product: similar to GTP pyrophosphokinase
Exons: 1
Coding region: 1-2922 (973 amino acids)
Biological process (GO): guanosine tetraphosphate metabolic process
Source: RefSeq, a predicted model, not a curated record
AUGUCAACUGGGCGCUCAUCGAGCUGCUUCGUUGAGCCGAGUCUGCAGCCUGUGCGAAUAGAGCGGGUUCACGGCUUCGUUGGGAGCGCGGCGGCACUAUGUGCGGCAAACAGAGCACUCCUACGCGUUCCGCCUGUACGGAGGGUGUUUUGUAGCGGCCGCUUCGAAGGGCGGCGCUGCGCUCUUCGUCUGGGCAUCGAUCCGGUCGAACAGGGGCUGCUUCCUGAGCGAACUCCGUUCUAUGGCGAGGAAGGCGCUUCUGCUGCACCAAAGUGUGUCUGGAACGUGCGACACAAGACUGGUGAUGCUCAGGUGGCCACGGGUGAUGAAAACACCCGCAGUGAACAGCAAGAUGUUCCGGAGCGGCCUCCGUCAGCGACUGGGAAACCUGUCGGCGUGCGCCUUUUUCUGCACCGCAGCCGCCGCCAGGGACUAGCGACCACUCCCGCAAGGCAUGGAACGUAUGAGUGCUUUGGUGCGGCUCGCGAAUCAGGAGCCCUGAGCCAGCGACGUAACGAGCACAGGCGGGCACCAGAGCGAGUCUCGAAAGACGUCUCCAGCUCAGAUUUUAUUCAGGUUUCAUCGCAGGUUAGCCGGGCGCUCCAGAACCUGGAAAAGCAGCGAAGAUGCAGUGAGGUUGCGGAAGGCCCGGGCUGGCCAUCCUCCACACAGGAUUUGCAGCGCUUCAUUGAAGAUGUCGAGCUUCGCUGUGCGUACCUGGGACCCAUCGGUUCAUCCCUCGUGCGCAUUGCUCUGGAACGUUCGCUACAGCGUUCCGCUACGAUGCAGCACUCGCCUGCUCGACAACCGCCAGAUGCUGAUGCAGGCAGUACGGCAGACCCAGCGAAUGCACCACCAUCACCACCAGACAUGAACUUGCGCACAAGCGCGCGAGGGGAACGCGAACGCCUGUCGCCGGACGCAGCUAGCGCGCCAAGUACAAGCGACAGGGCGGCACGGCGCAUAGCGGCUGUGUCGACUACACCCUGGGGUGUCGCCAUACACGAGGAGCGCAAACACCGCAGCUUCGCUCGCUGUCGUGCUGUUCUGAAUACAGUCAUCGACUUGCAGAUGGACCUCGAGGCUGUGCUGGCAGCUGCUCUGCUGGACACACCACUGGCUACGCGAGAGAUCGCCAGCGAGUUCGGCCGGUCGGUUGCAGAUAUUCUGAUUCAGGAGAGGGCGAUACGUGGCAUUAUCUACGCGACGAGUAUGGAUUCGAAUCCCGCAGGUCUGCGGCAGCUGCUUAUCGGUGUCGCCAAAGACUGGCGCGCGUUGGCGCUCUUUUUUGCAGGGACGCUGCACGAGUUGCGCGUGUACAGCGAAGCAUUCGGCCUCAUGGAUGAUAUGGACGCUGCAACAUCGUCGCCAGAUACGUGCGCAGCUGAGGGAAAUGCACCACAAAGAAGCUGCGAGGCAGCGUCGUCAAUGGACGAGUCGGUGGCGACGUCUGUCGUGAGGGGUACGUCGACGGCGUCCGGGGCAUAUGCCUCUGGUGCUCCUGCAGUUUCGCAUACGCCUGCUGAUCGCUCACUGAAUUCGAUGCAGGAGACCGCGGAACAAGCACCCACGUGCGUAUCACCCGGACUCUUGACACCACGAGAGGCGUCUUGCGAGACGCGAUCCCAUACGGAUGGCGCUGAUGACCAGCGGGCGAGUCUCGCGCCCGCUAGGCAGCGGCUCGACGCAAUGACGCAUGCGACUGCCCAGCGAUUGGCUCUCUUGACGCUGGAAGUGGUAGCUCCGCUCGCAAAUCAGCUCGGCAUCUACUACCUCCAAUGCGAAAUGGAGGAGCUGGCGUUUUUGCUGUUGUUUCCAAAACAGAGUGAGGCGCUGCGACGGCAAGUUGCACUGCGCUUUGAUGCAGGUGCCGAUAUCCUCGAGUACGCUCGCCAAGCGAUCGAAAAUGCGCUCAGUCUGGAGCCUCAGUUGCACAGUUACAUUUGGUCGUGGCGCAUCAGAGGUCGUGUGAAGAGUCUCUACUCGACGUACCGGAAGAUGAUUCGUCUCGGGAGCGGCAUCGACAGCAUUCUGGAUCUGAUGGCGUUGCGGGUUGUUGUGCGACCGGUUCAUCAGAGCAGCGAGCUGGAGGCAUGCGACGCCGUCAUGGCCAUCAUCGAGCGACUCUGGCCAAGUGUGCGCGAAAGGCGACGCGAUUUCAUACGUUGGCCCAAGGAGAACGGGUAUCAGAGUCUGCAUACCACGGUAGUUAUCGACGGCUUCCCGGUUGAGGUUCAGGUGCGUUCGGAGCGAAUGCAUCGGCUGGCGGAGUACGGCAGGGCCGCGCACUGGCUCUACAAGCAGAAUCUGAAUCUGUUCACGGAUCGGGGCUUUGCGAAUACCACAGUCUCGCCGUCUGCCAUGAGCGAACGGGAGAAAGCUGUUGCGUGGAACGCUAUCGCGCAUGCUGCGGCGUUAGCCAAUACGCCCUGUGCUCCUUCUGUUGGUGAGUUCGAAUUUGAAUCCAACGUCGCAGCGGACUCGGAUGCUGCUGUAGCCUCACUGGCGGAUGCCUCGGGUGCCGUAAGCACACCGACGGCAGCAACAACGGCAGCGGGUCCAUCGGAUACACCCGCUCGUGUCGCAGCGUUACCGGCAACGCAGCCGCCCUCAGGCGAGACGCUCGCCUCGGAAACACUGACGCAUUCCGAGUCGCGUCGAGCGGAUGUUAUUCUCGAUGAUACCGUCACAGCUUCGUUGGGAACAACCAGUGAAUACUUUCGCGUACUCUAUCAUCAAAUCGUUGAACUGGAACAGCAUGUCGUCGUAUUCGAUAAGAGUUCGGGCAAGUUGCUCCGACUUCCUCGCGGCACCACCUUGGGUGAUGUCGCUGGUGUACCUAUGCUGAAUGGCGACAUUGCAUCGCCAGGGACGGUCCUUCGAACCGGGGAUCAGAUUGGCGGAGCUGCGUUCUCCUCGUGA